Molecule: messenger RNA, 4718 nt
Organism: Larimichthys crocea (large yellow croaker)
Lineage: Eukaryota; Metazoa; Chordata; Actinopteri; Sciaenidae
Product: ras-related protein Rab-14-like
Exons: 7
Coding region: 66-713 (215 amino acids)
Biological process (GO): endocytic recycling; defense response to bacterium; Golgi to endosome transport
Cellular component (GO): trans-Golgi network; phagocytic vesicle; recycling endosome
Molecular function (GO): GTPase activity; GTP binding
Source: RefSeq, a predicted model, not a curated record
CUGUGUGGACUCACUCUGUGUCUCUGUGUGGACUCACUCUGUGUCUUUCUGUCUUCACAGUCACGAUGACCGCUGCACCUUACAACUACUCCUACAUCUUCAAGUACAUCAUCAUCGGUGAUAUGGGAGUCGGGAAGUCUUGUUUGCUGCAUCAGUUCACAGAGAAGAAAUUCAUGGCGGACUGUCCUCACACCAUCGGCGUGGAGUUCGGGACGAGGAUCAUGGAGGUCCACGGUCAGAAGGUGAAGCUGCAGAUCUGGGACACGGCCGGUCAGGAGCGCUUCAGGGCCGUCACCAGGUCCUAUUACAGGGGGGCCGCCGGGGCCCUCAUGGUCUAUGACAUCACCAGGAGAAGUACUUAUAAUCACCUGAGCAGCUGGUUGACAGACGCCAGGAACCUGACCAACCCAAACACAGUGAUCAUCUUGAUUGGUAACAAGGCUGACCUGGAGGCUCAGAGAGACGUGACGUACGAAGAGGCCAAACAGUUUGCUGAAGAGAACGGUUUGCUGUUUCUAGAGGCCAGCGCUAAGACAGGGGAGAAUGUUGAAGAGGCCUUCCUGGAAGCAGCAAAGAGGAUCUACCAGAACAUCCAAGAUGGCAGUCUGGACCUGAAUGCUGCCGAGUCGGGAGUCCAGCACAAACCGUCUGCACCGCAAGGAGGUCGUCUGAACGCCGACAGCCAGCCGGCCAAAGAAGGCUGCAGUUGCUAACCACAGACAGAAACUACAGACCCAUCAGACGGACGGACACAGAUAACACAGAGAUCCUCUCCACCAGACACCAACAUGCGUCUUCUAUCCAGACUGCAUCAACCGGAUUUAGCUCCAGAACUCAAACCAUUACCCAAAACUAGAUUCAACCACCCCCCACCUAAUCAAAUAUUUACCCUCAGGACACCCUCAGCCGACUCCAUAAACCUACAACUACCACCUCUGGAUCAGUGUUGGACAACUACCAAAUCAGGACUGUCCUAGACCUGAACUGGAUCCCUGUCUCCACAAAAUGUGUCUCACAGGUUAGCUCACAACCACUCCUGAUCCACACCUAGCCCAAGAGACCAAUGAAGAUACGUUUAAAUAUGGACCAACUUGGAGCCCAAAUUUGGGUUGCCUUUGUUCCAAGUCAGGGCUUAAGCUGGUCCAUCCAAUCUGGACUGCUCUAACCCCACAAUCCUUUUCCAAAAGACUGGACUGACCUUUGAACCACCUUCUUCUGGAGUGCCGUUGGCCUGAUCCAAGUGAGGGAAGUUCAACUUUAGGACAAGCCUGGUCUCAAGUUCAACACAUUGAUAACUCAAAAGACAAAUAAAGAUACAAGGCUCAAAUUUUAACCAGCCUACAGCCCAAAACUGGACACCUCACCAACAGGGGUCGCCUUAUUUCUAAAUCUGGACAUUGCAAUGGACAUAUUCAGAGCAUAGGCUUAAGAUGUACCACCACAGUCAAGACUGCCUUCAGUCUACAUCCAGGCAUGCUUGACCCAAAGGAAGGCCAAGGAUCAUCAUUCUAAACCCAAAAAAGACAUUUUCUGGACUAACCUCUGGACCUGUUAGUCCAAACUUCCCUGUCCUGCAAAUGUGGACGACCCUUCAAAUUCAGAAACUCCUUCGGAAUCCAGAAAAUCCAGAUCCAUCGUUGUCUUUAAAAUUCAAUAACCCGGACUUCUCCCUCUGCUCAAGCUCAUGCUCUUCAUCCAUCCGCACCGUGUUGGUAAUCUGGAUCAGAAGAUGCGUUUACGCUCGAGUUGUAGAGACUUCUUGAAUCGGUUCUUGUGGGUCAGAUGAUGAGUUUCUGGAGGCAUUUCCAGCUGUGUUCACACCUGAAGCUGGUGAUGCAGUUUUAUAAAUGCAGGUUAAAGGGGAACUCCACUGAUUGCACAUUCUUAGACGAGCCUCUAAAGAUGUUUGUGUAACGUCUUUCUAAAGUCAGGUUUGACCCAUAUUAUGUACUAAGUCAGGAUAAUUCUGCCUGUGCUUCAGUUCUGAGCCGUCUUUCUCGUAAAUCCCCCAAACUUUCUGAAAGUUCCCACGUCGGCCUACGCCUAAAUCACUGGAGUACCUCUUUAAUCCUUCGCUUAAAAAGACCGUGUAAUGGUUCCAGAAUAGGAUCUCGGUACACGUAGACAUUAACAUAUUUCACACACAAGUUUGUACAUGAAAAGCAUUAAAAUGUCUUCACGGGUCCAAAACUGACCUGUGGAAACCCAACAAGAAUCCAACGUGGAUAGAAAUCCAUUUUUAGAAAGAGACAAUCUGAAGAGUACCUGUGGACACCGAGACCGACCAAAUUAAAGCGAUUCGGACCAAGCCUUACUUGGGUCCUGGGGUCAGGUCUUUGGACCCUUGAAGACCUCUCACAAACAUAUAUAUCUAUUCACAGUCUACCCAGUAACCAAACCUACCUUCUCUGCAUCUCAACACUUUGCCUUUUUAAAACCAUUUUAACUGAAUAACUUUGAAUUCAAUUUUGGCGACUUUGAAUAUUGAUCGUUCUGUGGAGAGACUAAAGCAACUGAUCGACGAUGAAGGAAUGACUUACCUGAACCAGAAUGUCACGACUCAAGUUCAGGAUAGAUUUUUAUUACAUUUUUCUUGUUGAUGUUUUUUUUUUUCUAACGUGUUUCCAAAUAUAUAUAUACAGUAUAUUUUCGAUGUGACAGCUCCCCCUUGUGGACAUUUUCUUGCCUCCCUCCUUGUUUAAGUGAGGGAAGAAAAAUGACCCAAGUGGAAGCAACGCAGAUUGUUUUUAAUUUAUUACUGCCUGUUUUUGUUUUGUUCAUUCGGUUUUCUCUUCGACGUUAGGCCGGGAUAAUUACACUCUACUUGAAUGCAUUUUUUCCUGGUUGAUCACAGCUGCAAUGAAUGCGUCACGAGUCUUAACUUCCUCAUAGUUCACGUGGAAACUGAACAUUGUUUAUUUCUGCAAAAGUUAUGAAACAAUAAGUGAAAUGCCUUCCAGUGAAACGUUUCCUGUAAGCAUGAGCCAGUUCAGCUCAACUCAAGGUCCGCGCCUUGAAGUCCUGAAGUGCUUUAACCUUUCCUCCAAAUGAUUAAAUGUAAAGUUAAACUGGUGUUUAGAGUUUCCAAUUCUCCCAGUAGAACUGAUCGGUCAGUAAAUUUUGUUCCAUUUGAAGCAUUCCAGCGCUAAACUAAACACGCAAACUUAAACACGUCACAUUUGAUUCAGUGUUCGAUUAAUCGAUUAACACAGCUUUGACCUGAUUCUGCUUUUCAAUGUCCAAUUUACACUAAAUGGAUUAAACUUCCAGUUUAUGUGCAGCACAAAUAAAAAAAGCCUGAGAAAUGUUUCCUAUCGAGGUCCCAGAAGCAACAAAUGUCACCAACAAACUGUUCAGUUAAUCAAAUUAUAAAUUAUUACACAUGUAAAAAGUUUAAUAAGUUUUUUUUUUUUACGUGUUUAUAAAAAUUUUAAAUUUUGAGAUGAAAGUAAAAAAAUAGACAAAUAUUAAUUAAAGUAAAAUUUAGAAUUAUAAAGGCACCAAUGGUGAGUCAGAUAUUUUUAACAAGAUAAUGUCACCAACUCAUAAUCACAAUUAAAAUUCCAACUUCUGACAAAAAUCUUAGUCAAAUUUUAAAAUUUAUACGUGAUCAUUUGGUCGGAAUGUUUCGCCAUUUUUUAUUAUUGCCAGUCGUUUGUUGUAAUUUGUUCGUUAGGAUAAAAUGAGUUUUUCAUUAUUUAAAUCUUAAAUUAAAAUGACUGAACUCUCUUAUGUACAAACUCAGUUUCUCAACUUAAGCGUGACAUUUGUCUCCUCUGGGACUCCGUACUCUUGUUGCUGUGGUACCACUUUGAUACCGCGGUCCAGAUUCUGGCCCGGUGGAGUCUUGCUCAGAUCCGUGUACAUAUCCAGUCAAAGCUGAAGUGUUAAAGCUUGUUCAGACCAGUUCUGUUGGUGCAUCCGGAGAACUUAAAACACCCAAACUGGUUUUCAAACUGUGUCCACGUUUGUCUGAACGGGGGUGUGAUUUUACUCUUGGCUGUCCUCUUAUUGGUGGACAGCAGCCUUCUUCAACUGUGAUGCUUGAUUUCUGAAUGAAACAACACACGAGACUCUGUCCUCGUUGCUUUUAUCACUUAAUAACCCGCACGUCGCAUUCGCUGUCGAGCAAAAACAUUUUUUUAAUGAGAUUGUUGAAAUUUCUGUGUUUUUUAAAUUUUAGUUUCCAAUGUGUCACAGAAGUCAACAAGAAGUCAAACUCUAAAAGUUUUGUUGUGGCCGCCGCCUUAAGCGUCUCUUCUCACCAAAGCAUCAAGUUGAAUAAAUAAGAGUAGCAGUGAAUGGACUGUAGGGGGCAGUGCUGUCGAUUUUAAAUACGUCCCACCAAAUUCUUAAAUUUGAUCGUUGAUCUCGGAGGACGUCUACAAACAUAACGGCUACAUUUGUUUUUAGAACGAUAAAUACUUGGAACAAAAAUUGAAGUAAGUUUGUAGCAAAAGCAGCGUUUGACUCAGCCAGAUGGGGGCGCUGUAAAUCAGGCACUCACACAAUGAUCCCGCCGCCUGGCUGUAACACGCUCUGUACGUUUUAUUCUCUUUCUGUAACGUCUGAUUUUUUUUUUCUGUCUGCUGAAGUAACAAACGUGCUUCUUUUACGAUUAUUUAUGUUCUAAAUCUGUAAUUAUUUUCUUCAGCUGUACCUUUUCAUUGUACGACCAUGGGGAUUCAGUUCUUUGUAAAUAAAGUAUAUAUACUGUA